Molecule: messenger RNA, 7798 nt
Organism: Periophthalmus magnuspinnatus
Lineage: Eukaryota; Metazoa; Chordata; Actinopteri; Gobiiformes; Gobiidae
Gene: polr2a
Product: RNA polymerase II subunit A
Exons: 29
Coding region: 240-6140 (1966 amino acids)
Biological process (GO): transcription by RNA polymerase II
Cellular component (GO): RNA polymerase II, core complex
Molecular function (GO): DNA binding
Source: RefSeq, a predicted model, not a curated record
GCGCUCCACAGUGUAGAUCAGGAAAAGGGAGGGGAACGGUCGGUGGCCGUUUAACUUAGGAGUAAAGAAAAGUAAAUCGACCAUAAAGUCAGCCGACCACUGAGGUCCAAGGGACAUCGCCUUCGGAGACUUUCCGGUCACCGUUGGCGGCCUGACCAGAGUCGUGGCAACAUUUUAGAGGCUGUUCCUGCUCACAAAGCGGCGUGCCGACGAAGGACGCGUCUCUUUGAAUAGACAGGAUGCACGGACCGCCCUCCGGCGACAGCGCAUGCCCAUUGCGCACGAUCAAGAGGGUUCAAUUCGGCAUCAUCAGCCCAGAUGAGCUUAAACGGAUGUCAGUUACAGAAGGGGGAAUUAAGUACCCCGAAACAACAGAAGGUGGGCGCCCUAAACUUGGUGGCCUUAUGGACCCCAGGCAAGGCGUUAUUGAACGGAGUGGGAGAUGCCAGACCUGUGCAGGGAACAUGACAGAAUGUCCGGGCCAUUUUGGACAUAUAGAGCUGGCCAAACCAGUUUUUCAUGUUGGAUUUGUAACAAAAAUCAUGAAGGUUUUGCGCUGUGUGUGUUUUUUUUGCUCAAAGCUGUUAGUGGAUGCAAACAAUCCAAAGAUCAAAGACAUCCUUGCCAAGUCCAAAGGUCAACCCAGAAAACGACUGACCCAUGUUUAUGAACUCUGCAAAGGCAAAAACAUCUGUGAAGGUGGAGAGGAGAUGGACAACAAGUUUGGGAUGGAGCAGCAGGAGACUGAAGAGGACAUCACUAAGGAAAAGGGUCAUGGGGGGUGCGGACGUUACCAGCCGCGCAUCAGACGAUCUGGUCUGGAGCUGUAUGCUGAGUGGAAGCACGUGAAUGAAGAUUCUCAGGAGAAAAAAAUCCUCCUUAGUCCAGAGCGUGUCCAUGAGAUUUUCAAACGCAUCUCAGAUGAAGAGGACAUCGUCUUGGGGAUGGACCCAAAGUUUGCUCGCCCUGAGUGGAUGAUUGUCACGGUGUUGCCGGUGCCUCCACUGGCGGUGCGUCCUGCUGUGGUCAUGCAGGGCUCCGCUCGCAACCAGGACGAUUUGACCCACAAAUUGGCUGAUAUUGUCAAAAUUAAUAAUCAGCUCAGAAGAAACGAGCAGAGCGGUGCUGCAGCUCAUGUUAUCGCUGAGGACGUUAAACUUCUCCAAUUUCACGUGGCCACAAUGGUGGACAAUGAGCUUCCAGGACUGCCCAGGGCAAUGCAAAAAUCUGGCCGUCCUCUAAAGUCCAUCAAGCAGCGUCUAAAGGGAAAGGAAGGAAGAGUCCGAGGUAACCUUAUGGGCAAACGUGUGGACUUCUCUGCCCGAACUGUCAUUACACCUGAUCCCAACCUGCAAAUUGACCAAGUCGGCGUCCCAAGAUCUAUAGCAGCCAAUAUGACUUUUCCUGAAAUUGUUACUCCCUUCAACAUUGACAGAUUACAAGAGCUGGUGCGAAGAGGAAACAGUCAGUACCCAGGAGCCAAAUACAUCAUUCGAGACAAUGGAGAUAGAAUUGACCUGCGAUUUCACCCAAAACCAAGUGACCUUCAUUUGCAGAUCGGCUAUAAGGUUGAAAGACACAUGUGCGACGGUGACAUCGUCAUCUUCAAUCGUCAGCCGACACUUCACAAAAUGUCUAUGAUGGGGCACAGAGUACGAAUUCUUCCAUGGUCCACAUUUCGACUAAAUCUCAGUGUCACGACUCCGUAUAACGCUGAUUUUGACGGUGAUGAGAUGAACUUGCACCUGCCUCAGUCUCUGGAGACGAGAGCAGAGAUCCAGGAGCUGGCCAUGGUGCCUCGUAUGAUCGUGACGCCUCAGUCCAACAGACCCGUCAUGGGCAUCGUGCAGGACACGCUCACCGCCGUGCGCAAGUUUACCAAAAGAGACGUCUUCUUAGAGCGGGGUGAAGUCAUGAACCUUCUCAUGUUCUUGUCCACCUGGGAUGGGAAAAUGCCACAGCCUGCCAUUCUGAAACCUCGGCCUCUGUGGACAGGAAAACAGAUUUUCAGCCUUAUCAUUCCUGGACACAUCAAUGUGAUCCGCACACACAGCACUCACCCCGACGACGAGGACAGUGGUCCAUACAAGCACAUUUCACCUGGUGACACCAAGGUCAUUGUGGAGAACGGAGAGUUAAUAAUGGGAAUUCUUUGCAAAAAAUCUUUGGGAACGUCAGCCGGCUCUCUCGUCCACAUCUCGUAUCUGGAGAUGGGCCAUGACAUCACCAGACUCUUCUAUUCCAACAUCCAGACAGUGGUCAACAACUGGCUCCUUAUAGAGGGUCAUUCCAUCGGUAUCGGUGACUCCAUUGCUGAUGCGAAGACGUAUCUCGACAUUCAGAAUACGAUCAAAAAGGCCAAACAGGAUGUGAUAGAAGUUAUCGAGAAAGCCCACAAUAACGAACUGGAGCCGACCCCCGGUAACACACUAAGGCAGACCUUUGAGAACCAGGUGAAUCGUAUUCUCAACGAUGCUCGAGACAAAACUGGAUCCUCUGCCCAGAAGUCUCUGUCUGAAUACAACAACUUCAAGUCCAUGGUGGUGGCGGGUUCAAAAGGUUCCAAGAUUAACAUCUCACAGGUUAUUGCUGUGGUGGGACAACAGAACGUGGAGGGUAAACGAAUCCCCUUUGGUUUCAAACACCGCACGCUGCCUCACUUCAUUAAAGACGACUAUGGUCCCGAGAGCAGAGGCUUUGUGGAGAAUUCGUACCUCGCUGGACUGACGCCAACGGAGUUCUUCUUCCACGCCAUGGGAGGACGAGAGGGUCUGAUCGACACAGCUGUCAAAACAGCCGAGACGGGUUACAUCCAGCGUCGUCUGAUCAAAUCUAUGGAGUCUGUCAUGGUGAAGUACGACGGCACCGUCCGAAACUCAAUCAACCAAGUGGUGCAGCUGCGUUACGGCGAGGACGGUUUGGCCGGAGAGAACGUCGAGUUUCAGAACCUGGCAACAGUGAAGCCCUCGCACAAAGCCUUUGAGAAGAAGUUCAGAUUCGAUUGCACCAACGAACGAGCGCUGAAGCGGACACUACAGGAAGACAUCGUGAAAGACGUGCUGACCAAUGCCCACGUCCAGAGCGCUUUGGAAAGAGAGUUUGAAAAGAUGAGAGAAGAUCGAGACGUCCUCAGGGCCAUUUUCCCCACUGGAGACAGCAAGGUGGUGCUUCCUUGUAAUUUGGCUAGAAUGAUCUGGAAUGCUCAGAAGAUUUUCCGUAUCAACACACGAACGCCAACAGAUCUGCAUCCGCUGCGAGUCGUUGACGGGCUUAAGGACCUCAGUAAGAAGCUGAUCAUCGUAAACGGCGACGACCCGCUGAGCAGACAGGCCCAAGAAAACGCCACUCUGCUUUUCAACAUCCACCUGCGCUCCACCCUGUGCUCCAGACGUAUGACGGAGGAGUUUCGACUUUCUACCGAGGCGUUUGACUGGCUCCUGGGAGAGAUCGAGACCAAAUUCAACCAGUCCAUUGCACAUCCAGGGGAGAUGGUCGGCGCUCUCGCUGCUCAGUCGUUGGGAGAACCAGCCACACAGAUGACACUGAACACUUUCCAUUACGCCGGCGUGUCGGCCAAGAACGUAACGCUGGGUGUGCCUCGUCUCAAAGAGCUGAUCAACAUCUCCAAGAGGCCCAAGACUCCCUCGCUCACCGUGUUUCUGUUGGGCCAAGCCGCCAGGGAUGCGGAGCGCGCCAAGGACAUUCUCUGCCGUCUGGAGCACACCACACUCAGAAAGGUGACCGCAAAUACCGCCAUCUACUACGACCCCAACCCUCAGAACACGGUGGUGGCAGAGGACCAGGAGUGGGUGAACGUUUACUACGAGAUGCCGGACUUUGACGUCACUCGUAUAUCGCCGUGGUUACUGCGCAUCGAGCUCGACCGCAAACACAUGACUGACCGCAAGCUGACUAUGGAGCAGAUCGCAGAAAAGAUUAACGCAGGGUUUGGAGACGACCUGAACUGUAUCUUUAACGACGACAACGCGGAGAAGCUGGUGCUGCGGAUCAGAAUCAUGAACAGUGAUGAAAACAAGUUCCAAGACGACGAGGAGGUGGUGGAUAAAAUGGACGAUGAUGUUUUUCUGCGCUGCAUCGAGUCCAACAUGCUCACAGACAUGACUCUGCAGGGAAUCGAACAGAUCAGCAAGGUCUACAUGCACCUGCCUCAGACGGACAACAAGAAGAAGAUCAUCAUCACAGAGGACGGAGAGUUCAAGGCUCUGCAGGAGUGGAUCCUGGAGACAGACGGAGUCAGUCUGAUGAGAGUCCUCAGCGAGAAGGACGUGGACCCGGUCAGGACGACCUCCAAUGACAUCGUGGAGAUAUUCACGGUUUUGGGGAUCGAGGCCGUGCGUAAGGCUCUGGAGAGGGAGUUGUACCACGUCAUCUCCUUCGACGGUUCUUAUGUGAACUAUCGGCACUUGGCUUUACUCUGUGACACUAUGACCUGCAGAGGUCAUUUAAUGGCCAUCACACGUCACGGCAUCAACCGACAGGACACGGGCCCGCUCAUGAAGUGCUCCUUUGAGGAGACGGUGGAUGUGCUGAUGGAGGCCUCGUCUCACGGUGAGGUGGAUCCGAUGAAGGGCGUGUCUGAGAACAUCAUGCUCGGACAACUCGCUCCAGCGGGAACGGGCUGCUUUGACCUGCUGCUGGACGCAGAGAAGUGCAAAUACGGCAUGGAAAUCCCCACAAACAUACCAGGCAUCAGUGUGGCUGGACCCACUGGAAUGUUCUUUGGUUCGGUGCCCAGUCCCAUGAGCGGCAUGUCCCCUGCCAUGACCCCCUGGAACACGGGGGCGACUCCGGCGUACGGGGCCUGGUCUCCCAGUGUGGGCAGCGGCAUGACCCCGGGAGCGGCGGGUUUCUCCCCCAGUGCGGCGUCCGACGCGAGCGGGUUCUCUCCUGGGUACUCGCCCGCCUGGUCCCCCACCCCGGGCUCCCCGGGGUCCCCGGGGCCCGCGAGUCCGUACAUUCCGUCUCCAGGAGGAGCCAUGUCUCCCAAUUACUCCCCCACGUCUCCCGCGUACGAGCCUCGCUCUCCUGGUGGAUACACUCCUCAGAGCCCGGGCUACUCCCCCACCUCCCCCUCGUAUUCCCCCACCUCCCCCUCUUACUCCCCCACCAGCCCCAACUACAGCCCCACCUCCCCCUCCUACUCCCCCACCUCCCCCAGUUACUCGCCCACUUCUCCCUCGUAUUCUCCCACGUCUCCCUCUUACUCCCCCACGUCGCCUUCGUACUCGCCCACCUCUCCCUCCUACUCCCCCACCUCCCCCUCGUACUCCCCCACGUCGCCGAGCUACAGCCCGACGUCGCCGAGCUACAGCCCCACCUCCCCCAGCUACUCCCCCACCUCUCCCUCGUACUCCCCCACCUCCCCCUCAUACUCCCCCACGUCCCCGUCGUACUCCCCGACGUCCCCGUCCUACUCCCCCACCUCCCCCUCCUACUCCCCCACCAGCCCCAGCUACAGCCCCACGUCCCCCAACUACACCCCCACGUCGCCCAGCUACUCCCCAACGUCGCCCUCCUACUCGCCCACCUCCCCCUCGUACUCCCCCACCUCGCCGAACUACACCCCGACCAGCCCCAACUACUCCCCCACGUCCCCUUCGUACUCCCCCACCUCCCCCUCCUACUCGCCCUCCAGUCCACGCUACACACCCCAGUCCCCGACCUACACCCCCAGCUCGCCCUCGUACAGCCCGAGUUCCCCGUCGUACUCGCCCACCUCCCCCAAAUACACCCCCACCUCCCCCUCCUACAGCCCCAGCUCUCCAGAAUACACCCCCACGUCCCCGAAGUACUCGCCUACGUCGCCAAAGUACUCCCCCACUUCGCCCAAGUACUCGCCGACCUCCCCGACGUAUUCACCCACUACACCCAAAUACAGCCCCACCUCUCCCACCUACUCGCCCACGUCUCCAACCUACACCCCUACGAGCCCCAAAUACUCCCCCACGUCUCCUACCUACUCCCCCACCUCCCCCAAAUACUCCCCGACCUCCCCCACCUACUCACCCACCAGUCCUAAAGGCUCCACCUACAGCCCCACCUCUCCCGGAUACAGCCCCACGUCGCCCACCUACAGCCCGGCCAUCAGCCCCGACGACAGCGACGAGGAGAACAACUGAGCCGCGCAGAAACGGUUGAUGGGAAAUCCUGAGAAGAAGAAGAUGUAGACAAAACUAUAAUGUACAAAAAAGACUUGAACUGCUUUGCCUGAAGAAGAAAAGGCUGCCUUUUGAAACUAGUUUUUUCAAUUUCCACAUGGGGGUGUUGAAGAUGUAAACUACAGGCCCAGGAGGGUUUGAAACGCAGAAGAAGAUGCAGAAAACGCCCCUCUAACUUUACAGUUUACAACAACUGGUCUCCUCCUGUUCCUCCAGUACAGUUCUAUACUUCCAAGACAUCGAUGAGUAUGAAUUUCAAAACAAGACAUCCAAAUUCUGAGUUUUUUAGGUUUUCAAAAGUAAAUAUUUGUUACUUUUGAAGAAUACGCCUAAACAACUCGUGAUUCAGGAGUAACUGGAGAGAGACACUGGCUCGGGCUUGUCAGUGCAGACCACACAAACUACAUCUGUGUAUGUAGGCUUUGCUCUUCCUACUUCAACCCCUUAAAAACACCUACGCGAUGUCUCGUUACAUCUACCAGCAUUCUCUCGUCUUGCAUCAAAAGCAAAAACACUUCCAUAGAUUUCUUCCCUUUGCAAUGGGAUUUAAGAAGUUUAUAUGAAAAUAGAAGUCAGAAAGAUUGUUCUGGCUUUAAUUUUGAUUCUAGAAAGAAAUGGGGCUCGUGGAUUUACAAAGUUGCUGCUUCUUUUAUUGUUUGCAUGAGUAGCAAAUGUUAAAACAGUUUAAUCAAGCUAUAGGUUGGUAUUUUUCAAAAUCCUCUGCUUUAUAAUCGUAGCCCCAUUUCUGAUCUGACAUGUAUCCAGUUAGUUUUAUUUGGGAAAUUCACUUUAUUUAAGACAAAUGACUAUGAUUACUAUCUGUGUGAAUACAAAUAGAGCAAAAUAAGAAGUUUGUUUUUCUUGUUUGCUUUUGGUGAUGCGUAAAACUGUUUGCAAGAGGCUCAUGUUCUCUGUGGAUGAAGGGCCAGAGGACUGUAGCAGACCUGUGUCUUUCUGCUCUUUCCAAAGCAUUUAGUUUGACUUUGCAUUUUCAGAAACUCAAAGGCCAUUUCAUAUUUCACACAACAGGGUAACGGUCAAGUUUCCAUCAGAAAACACCUCUGCAUUAGUGUGAAAUUAUGACACAGGGGUGGACUUGUCUGUGCUAAAACAUAUUUAUUUGACUUUUUUUAAUGAAGUAUUUGCUGAUUCUCCUCUUCCCCUUCAUCCACUUUGUCCCAAUUUCUGAAAUCAGUGUUUUUGUUUUUUUUUUUCUACACAUGUUUGUACCUGUGACGAGGUUAAUCAUGGGGUGUGUGUUUCUGAUGUUACCAGGAGUCCUGUAGUAAGUACCUAAUUAAUUGAUUAAUAGCCUUUGAUUUUCAGUUAGACUGCCUUAAAUCGACAGUUUGUUUCAGUCACUGCACUUACUAAACUGGAGGGCUGAUGUUUUCCAUAGUCUCCCCCAGUUGCGUCCCCUGCUGCUGUCUUAAGUGCGCUGUUUAUAGAGUGGUACAUCGGGGCUCCUGGAGAGUGAAUGUGAGUGUGUGACGUCAAGACGACAAAAACGAAGGUUUAACUUAAUUGCCACUGUAUAAAAAUCUGCUCAUAAUCUCAUUCUUUGUGUCUCUGUUCUGUUUGUUUUUGGACUUGGAAAAAUUAAUAAAAACCUUUUACUA